This is a messenger RNA of Saprolegnia parasitica CBS 223.65, 403 nucleotides long. RefSeq lists its product as hypothetical. NCBI's taxonomy places the organism in Eukaryota, Oomycota, Saprolegniomycetes, Saprolegniales, Saprolegniaceae. The transcript has a single exon. The coding region runs from base 37 to 315 and encodes 92 amino acids. The record is from RefSeq and is a predicted model, not a curated record.
GACGAGAAGCCCAGCGCAGUUGCCAUCUCGACGCCCAUGGACUGGUGUCGCGGCCAAGCCGCCGACGUCGUGUGGUCCACGGUCGACCCGACGUUCCAAGCCAGCGUGCUGCGCCUCGAAGUGUGCAACCAGGCGUGGGACGUACCGACCACGAUUGCCGAGCAUGCGCCCGCGGACGCGGGCCGCUUUGAGUGGAAGCGCGUGCAUUGGGGCAUGCCGAUCCAAGGCGGGUACUUUAUCAAAGCGUACGCCGUCUCGGAGCUCGGCAUGCUCGAGCUCGUGGGCGAGAGCCCGCUCUUUUCGAUUGUCCAGUGACCGGGCUUGUUAUUUAAGCGACGACGCGAGCCAGCCGCGUGGCCCGCACCAGCGUCGCGCCGACGCGUAGUAUGCUAGCGAUCGCUCG